UCGGUUGAACACCAACUUACUACUUACUGUGUUAAAAACCUGUCUGGGAAAGGUUUACAGUAUUGUGUGUGUUCUCCGAGUAAAAUUUACUCUUGGAGAGAAGCGGCUGUCAAAUGUUUAGGAUUUAUGGAACACUAUCACUGAAUAAAAUGAAAAUACUUUGUUAUAGGUUGGCGAUGAAAUUUUCAAUUUCUAGAAUGUAAACAGUAAAACCUGCUAUAAAAGUGCCAAUUAUUGUACAUGUUACACAUCAUAGGCAAAAAUGUACGAAGUGCACUACGAAUAAUAUAAUAUAAAAGCAGGGGAAACAACAGCUGAGCAUGCGUCUGGAUUAAUUAUUCAUGUCAUUUUUUGUACAUUUACUACCAGGACACCUUGUUAUAGUUAUACAAUAUAUUUCUAACACCUGCUGAUGUAUGUUUUUUGUUCAGUGUAACAUGACACAUAGGUGCAAUAUUCUGGAUGCGUUCUGGACACAGCAGCGCGACCCGCUCGCUCCUCCGCCGCUCCGCCUCGGCAUGGUGGGCGAUCCGAGCCUCAGCCUCAGCCGCGGUGCUCGGCGCUGGGGGCCUCAGGACGCUUCGUACCUCGCUUGAUAAAACGGGGCUCUGUCUGUGUUGAAUCGCUCGUGUAAAACGUCAGAAAAACGGUUUCUCGGCGGAUCGCAGCGGCUCUGUGGCCCUUUACCAGGCCCAUGGAUCACAGCUGCAGCAGCAGUGGAUCCGGGAUCGCCGGCUCGGUGGUGCAAGUCUCCUUCCCCAGCGUACGCACCGCUGUGCUGGACAGUCUGAAUCGGCAGCGCGAGGAGGGCCGGCUAUGCGAUCUGUCCAUCCAGGUGCAGGGCCAGGUCUUCCGGGCCCAUCGCUGUGUGAUGGCUGCCUCUUCUCCUUACUUCCACGACCAGGUGCUGCUGAAAAAUGUGACGACUGUCUCUCUCCCGUCGGUCAUGGACCCCCUGGUCUUCGAGAGCGUGUUGAGCUCGGCCUAUACGGGCCAUCUGAGCAUCGUGUGCGAUGACAUUGUCAACUACGUGACGGUGGCCAGCUUUCUUCAGAUGUGGCACAUUGUGGACAAAUGCACGGAGAUCCUAAAGAAGCCGAGGGUGGUGGGGGGUGCAACAAACCACAGCAGCAACCCGAACAGCGCCCCCUCCAGGCAACAGUCCCCAAGCAGCACCGAUUGCCUCUACACGGAGCGGGAGCGGGAUAGGGAGCGGCAGCGUGGGGUGGAGCCCAAGGAGAGGGGGCAAGCUGGACCUCCUACCCCAGAGAAAAGAACUCAUGGGCCAGACCAAGGCUCCUUGCCUCCUCUGGCCACCUGGAGACGCCCACAGUUCCCGCGGUGGAGCCGCCCUCGACCAGCAACACAAGCGCUGCCUCCCCCAUCCCUGCCCCCUCAGUCUUCGGCUGACUCUCAGCUCGACCCCAACCAGGGGACAGAGAGUGACUACUCCAGCUGUGAGGAGGUGUGGAUGACCAGCAGUAGCAAAGCAAGCCCUCGCAGUCACGAUGGUGCUAAUCCUUACAGAACUGCCUUUGAACAAGGAAGCAGGGGCGGUACCCACAAUCCCACUGGAUAUGCGAACGAGGCCGGAAGGCUGAGGCCAAGAGUCCGGCCGAAAGGGCUGCAGCCGAAUUGUACAAUGGAGGACUUCCAGAAGCUUGGGGGACGAGCAAGAGAGAGAGGAAGUGUGGAUGGUGGUCAGCAGGGAUUUGAGGAAACAGAUGGAGAACUUCAGGGAAAGAAGAUGGGGGAAAGAGGGACAGAAGCAGAUGAAGGAAUGGGGGAACAGGUGGAGGAAGAAGAGAUGGAGGGAACAGAGAGGGCAGGACAGUCUAGAGAGUACCCAACCAGUGUAUAUCAGGGAGAAGAAGCAGAGCAGGUGGAUGAAGGAGAAGAUCCUGAAGCUGUGCCAAAGGGGGAACGAGAGGUUGAGAAGGAGACCAGUGUUGGGUCUCUUCGGGGUGUAACCGAGGGAGACGUUGAGGCACUGGGACCUGGUUCUUCCUGCCCGGGCCCGGCACUUCCUGCUCGGGUGCAGUGGCAGGCGAAUCCCUGGAUGCAGCAAGGAAGCAGGCCACUGGAAGGAGAGGAAGAAGAGGACGAGGAGGAGGAGGAAGAAGUGGAUUUUGGACGUUUUUCAGAAGGAGGUGGAGUGGCUUUCGGUGGGGAUACCUAUGACGAGAUUGAAGAUGGCACUGGGCAGGUGUCCCAGAGACCAUUAGUCCCUGCAUCCCCAUCUGAUGACAAUGAGUACCAUAUGGGGCCUCCUGAGUUAACGUGGCCUCCUUUGAGCAUUGCCACCCAGAGCCCUGGAGGUGCAGCAGCACCUGGGAGCAGCCGUCACAUCCCUCCGGCCUCUGCUCCUUUCCCACCUUCCUCCUCCCCUCCCAUCCCUUCCUCUUCAUCACUCUCCCUCGCUGGUGCUCCCUACUCAGGGAAGGUCCACUUCUGUCACUGCGGCAAGGCCUACACGUUGAAAAGCAUGCGGGAUCGACACGUCAAAAUGCAGCACCUUAACCUGCGUCCCUUCGCUUGCCCUGUCUGUGCCAAGACCUUCAAGAUGAAGCACCAUCUCACCAAGCAUCUGAAGACCCAUGGUGGCCUGAGGCCUUACGAGUGCAGCCUCUGUGGGAAGAAGGUGAUCUGGAGGGAUAGUUUCCUGCGGCAUCAGGCUCGCUGUGAGAGGCUAGCUGCGGCUGGCAUGCCCCCUACCUACGACAGCAGCACCAGCAACAAUAUGAACAGCACCGACAUGGACGAUACGUAUGGGUACGCCUUCGACGAAGGGGAGGGGUUCCUAUCCGAGUCGGGCCAGGUGAAGGUAGAGGAGUCCGACUUUCAGGGGGAGGCAGAAUCUGCAAUCGGGGGUUUGCUAAGUGGUGUGCCUGGGGAUGGGUUGGAGAUGGGGACCCAGUCAAGGACAUUACUGAGCGGCCAGGAAUUAAAAGAGGAAGAGAGUGAGAGGUACAGCUGAUGGAGAGCUGAAGAAGCAAACUCUCAGGGCUUUAUUCCUGCCAUGUUGUGUUAUAGUCCUCAAAACUUUGCUUUCUCUUUAUUUCUUGCUUUCCUUCAAAAACGUGGAGUAGUAUGUCAUUUACUUGCAUGCGAAUCAUGAUAUCUUGCUCAAGGGUACAACAUCUGGGCUCCAAUUGAACCUGCAGCCUUUUGUCCCAAGCUCACUUCCUCGUGCAGUCAGCUGCUUGUGCGGGUAAAAAGGCAGUUUCACUCUUCACUUCAUUUGCUAGUCUUUGAAUGUAGAAGCAGGCUAUAGGAAGAAAAAACAGAUCAUAUUUUCCAUUUCUUUUAUACUUUGGCUUCUCUUUUUUUUUUUUUUUUUUUGUGGCAAACAGAUCAU
This is a messenger RNA of Scleropages formosus (Asian bonytongue), 3358 nucleotides long. Its product is annotated as zinc finger and BTB domain-containing protein 22-like. Gene Ontology annotation, biological process: regulation of transcription by RNA polymerase II. The record is from RefSeq and is a predicted model, not a curated record. Gene Ontology annotation, molecular function: RNA polymerase II cis-regulatory region sequence-specific DNA binding; DNA-binding transcription factor activity, RNA polymerase II-specific; protein binding. The transcript has 5 exons. Bases 695 to 2977 code for a protein of 760 amino acids. Lineage: Eukaryota; Metazoa; Chordata; Actinopteri; Osteoglossiformes; Osteoglossidae.